AGAAUAUAAAUAAAAAUACAGUAUGAGUGUUGCUGUGAAAAUAAAAAAAUAAGCAUUCGUAAGUGAGAUAUAUGAUGACGUAAUUAUUAUCCUAAAGUCUUCAAACGACCUUAAAGUUUCAUCCAGUCGUGUUCUUUCAGCUUUGAAGGCUGUAAGAAAUGAAGCUGUUUAUCGUGUCGUCGUUGGCCAUUUGGCUUUUGUUAGCACAUUUAAAUAAUGAAGUUAGUGCAGUAGAUCCUCAUGAGCAUAAUAAAGUGGUUUGCUAUUGGAAUUCAACUUCCUUUGAACGUCAAGGACCUGGAAAGUUUAUUGUCGAAGACCUUCGACCAGCACUGUCAUUAUGUACACAUUUAAUCUAUGGAUUCGCUGGAAUCGAUGCUAAUUCAUUUGAUGUUGUUCCAUUGAAUCCAAAUUUAGACACUGGCGCUGGAUAUGCUUUUUACAGAUUGGUAACGCAAAUGAAGAGGAACUUCCCCGAUCUUAAAGUUUAUCUUGGAAUUGGUGGUAAUGCUGAUCCAUAUGAGGAAACUCAUAAAUAUUUAACGCUCACUGAAACAUCAGAGGCGAGGACAAAAUUCAUCAAUUCAGUUGGUCGUCUAUUGUCUGAUUAUGAAUUCGAUGGAGUCGAUUUGGAAUGGCAAUUCCCCGAAGUUAAAGUAAAGAAGGAACGCGGUACUUUUGGUUCAUUUUGGCAUAAAGUGAAGAAAACAUUUGGUUAUGGAAAAUUCAAGGACGAAAAAGAAGAGGAACAUCGUAAUGGUUUCACCGCUCUUGUUCGCGAUUUGAAAAAUCAACUUCGAGCUAGAAACAAGGCUCUUACUUUAACUGUCUUACCUCAUGUUAACUCGAGUGUUUAUUACGACGUGAGACUUUUGGCACCGAAUUUAGACGCCGUUCAUCUUAUGACCUUUGAUCAAAAAACUCCAGAACGUAAUCCAAAGGAAGCCGAUUUUCCGGCUCCACUUUACGAAAGUUAUGGCCGAGUUACGGAUGAUAAUGUCGACUAUCAAACGAGAGCUUGGUUGGAAAAUGGAAUGCCCGGAAGUAAAAUUGUAAUUGGAAUCCCGACGUUUGGACGCACGUGGAAAUUGACAAAGGAGAGUGAAGUGUCUGGUGUGCCGCCACUUCAUGCCGAGGGUCCUGGCACUGAGGGUCCUCACAGUCACAUACCUGGUGUUCUUGGUUACGCGGAAAUUUGUUCAAGAAUAUUGGAGAGUGCCGUCGAUCGACUGAGGAGAGUUGGCGAUCCAUCGAAAAAAUAUGGAAGCUACGCCUAUAAAAAAUAUAACGAUCAAACGAGCGAGGAGGGAAUUUGGGUUGGCUACGAGGACGUUGAUACCGCUGGAAAUAAAGCACUUUACGCUAAAGCCAAAGGACUUGGCGGUGUUGCGAUUUUUGAAUUGUCCUUGGACGACUUCCGUGGUAUUUGCAAUGGUGAUAAAUUCCCCAUUGUCAGGGCGGCGAAAUUCAAAUUGUAGAGAGUGAUAUAAAAAAAAAAUGCCUCGAACAAAAAAUAAGAAAGAAGAAAGGAGAGAAAUUUAUUAUUUUUAUAUGGAAAUUUAAAAAUUUUUUUAUUGUAAAAUAAACGAGAAUUUUUAUUAUUUA
Leptopilina heterotoma is the source of this 1605-nucleotide messenger RNA. RefSeq names its product chitinase-like protein Idgf4 (gene Idgf4). The record is from RefSeq and is a predicted model, not a curated record. Bases 159 to 1478 code for a protein of 439 amino acids. Gene Ontology annotation, molecular function: chitin binding. Gene Ontology annotation, biological process: chitin catabolic process; carbohydrate metabolic process. Gene Ontology annotation, cellular component: extracellular region. Lineage: Eukaryota; Metazoa; Arthropoda; Insecta; Hymenoptera; Figitidae. The transcript has 6 exons.